Apaloderma vittatum (bar-tailed trogon) is the source of this 3011-nucleotide messenger RNA. Its product is annotated as ubiquitin carboxyl-terminal hydrolase 47-like. The record is from RefSeq and is a predicted model, not a curated record. NCBI's taxonomy places the organism in Eukaryota, Metazoa, Chordata, Aves, Trogoniformes, Trogonidae. The transcript is spliced from 9 exons. The annotation marks the transcript as partial. Gene Ontology annotation, molecular function: protein binding.
GUAUUUAUUGAAAGCUCAGAGUCUCUAGAUCGUCACAUGGCAUAUACAGAUUCUCAUUUAUGGAAGCUUUUGGAUCGUCACGCAAAUACAAUCAGACUAUAUGUUUCAUUACCAGAGCAAUCACCUGGAUCUCAGUUUAGACGAGCAGUUUUGGGGAAGUCUAGUGGAGAUUUAGGCAACUUGGAUGAAACCUGUGAAAGAGUAAAAGGACCUGUAGGUAAUAUGAAAUCUGUAGAGGCAAUUCUGGAAGAAAGCACUGAAAAGCUUAAAAGCUUGUCUCUGCAGCAGCAGCAGGAGGGCGAUAAUGGAGACAGCAGCAAAAGCACAGAAGCCAGUGAUUUUGAAAACAUUGAAUCACCUUUAAAUGAAGUAGAUUCUUCAGCAUCAGCAGAAAACAGAGAACUUGAAAACCAAAUUCAGAUUUCCGAUCCAGAAAAUCUCCAGUCCGAGGAGCGGUCGGAUUCAGAUGUAAAUAACGACAGGAGCACAAGUUCAGUGGACAGCGAUAUCCUCAGCUCCAGUCACAGCAGCGAUACUUUAUGCAACGUGGACAAUGCCCCGCUUCCCUUGGCUAAUGGACUUGAUUCUCAUAGUAUCACAAGUAGUAGGCGAUCAAAAGCAAAUCAGGGGAAGAAAGAAACCUGGGACACAGCAGAAGAAGAUUCUGGAACAGAUAGUGAAUAUGAUGAAAGUGGCAAGAGCAGAGGAGAAGCACAAUAUAUGUACUUUAAGUCAGAGCCCUACACUGCAGAUGAAGGUUUGGGAGAAGGGCAAAAAUUGCUGAUGGUGCAUGUCGAUAAAAGAAUUACACUGUCUGCCUUCAAGCAACAUUUGGAGCCUUUUGUUGGAGUUCCCUCUUCUCACUUCAAAGUCUUUAGAGUCUAUGCCAGCAAUCAAGAGUUUGAGAGUGUUCGGCUGAAUGAGACACUUUCAUCAUUUUCUGAUGACAAUAAGAUAACUAUUAGACUUGGAAGAGCCCUUAAGAAGGGUGAAUACAGAGUCAAAGUUUAUCAGCUUUUGGUAAAUGAUCCAGAGCCAUGCAAGUUUCUUCUAGAUGCAGUUUUUGCUAAAGGCAUGACUGUCCGACAGUCAAAAGAGGAGCUACUUCCUCAGCUUCGAGAACAAUGUGGCUUAGACCUGACAAUUGACAGGUUUCGCUUACGAAAGAAAACCUGGAAGAACCCAGGCACUGUGUUUCUGGAUUAUCAUGUCUAUGAAGAAGAUAUCAAUAUUUCAAGCAAUUGGGAGGUCUUCUUAGAAAUACUUGAUGGAGCAGAAAAGAUGAAAUCCAUGUCACAACUUGCUGUUUUAUCAAGACGAUGGAGGCCAUCAGAGAUGAAACUAGACUCUUUCCAGGAAGUAGUACUAGAAAGCAGCAGUGUCGAAGAAUUAAAAGAAAAGUUAAGCGAAAUAAGUGGGAUAUCCUUAGAAAACAUAGAAUUUGCAAAAGGUAGAGGAACAUUUCCGUGUGACAUCUCCAUACUGGAGAUUCACCAGGACUUGGACUGGAAUCCAAAAGUGUCUACACUGAAUGUCUGGCCUCUGUACAUUUGUGAUGAUGGUGCAGUAAUAUUUUAUAGGGAUAAAACUGAAGAAUUAAUGGAAUUAACAGAUGAGCAGAGAAACGAACUGAUGAAAAAGGAAAGCAGCAGACUCCAGAAAACUGGACACCGAGUAACCUACUCUCCUCGUAAAGAAAAAGCACUAAAAAUUUAUCUGGAUGGAGCACCAAAUAAAGAUUUGACUCAAGACUGAUACUUGCUAUAGCAUUUUCCCUGGGGAAUUUUUUUGUUUAAAAUAAAAAGGUUCACUACUACUGUGUAGUGCCAUUACGGCAGGACACUCUUUAGGUGUAACGCGCUGACACCAGCACUGAUUGGGCUGUGUUACCAAUCAGAAGCGCAGUGCCCCGCUGGGUCACUGUUUGACUUGGAAUCAUGUUGUGCACUAUAGUCAAAUGUACUGUAAAGUUAAAAGGGAUGUGCAAAUAAAAGAUUAGAACUAAAAAGUGGGCGGGGAGGGAAAUGAGUGGAAAAUUUUGAGGACAGUGUGCACAUAGUAGCUAGUGAAACUAGCCUCAAACAGGAUACUCAUAGCUUAAUAAUAAAAGCUGUGCAAAGGCCAUGAAAGAAUCCUUUUCUCUGUUUGUUUCACUGAUACACGCAUUACCUCAUCAGAGAGUCUGAAGUAAAUGUUAACACAUUGGUUCUAGAAAAGCAGCAGAGAAGAGUCAAAGAUGAAUUGGGAGUGCUGCAAGUUUUAGAAUAUUCUUCCAUAAAACAGGUAGUCUGAGAGGUGUCUGCAGAAAGCUGCCAGCAGGUGUUGGUUCAUUUUGCAGAAGUGCUGUUGUAAGGUAAACUGGUUUUUAAUAGGUUACGGAAGCCGAUGAGCGGCUCUGUUACAUUGCGUUCAAUGUGUAAAUAAAAUUUGCCCUAUCCAUUUAACAGAACUGCAGCUCAGCUAUUUACCAUGGUAUUUCUUUUCACAUAUCAGCAUUCAUUGUGUACAUUUGGAAGUAUAGUUGCCUAUUUAAAUUUGUAUUCAUUUUAUGUUUGAUGCUGGGUACUUUAGGGUUGUAUUUCCCCUUGUUAAUGAAGUUUUUGUUUUGUUCAGCUACUUUUUGUACAUUUUGUUUUUGAAACUAUUAGAAGGUUGCAUCUUCUCCACCUACUUGGAAAGUCAUUUUCUUUUUUCCAGAGUUGAUUCUGUAGCUACAUGUAGUCAAAUGUUGGGGCAACCUCUAACACCUCGACGUACAAACUUGGUAGUUCAGGUUGUGGUGCAAAGACUGAUGCAGUCAACAUGAUUUCAUUGCAAAGCCUAGGAACAGCCAUUUUUUGCUUUAGUCCAUAAAGAUCAAUAGAGAACAAUUCUCCAUAGUUUUUGGAAAACCACCUAAUUUAUAACAAUCAAAAGAUUUUGGUAAACUUUUUCAUGCCAGAUGCUGUUUACAACAAUGAACAUGCCAAUAAAACAUUUGUUCAUUCUGUUGUGUUAUUUUAAUCAUUAAA